AUGAUCCUAAGAUGGUGUAGUGGUAUCUUCUUUUUACUCUUGUUCACGGAUUCUACGGCUUUAAAAUCUAGCUUUACAUAUCAUCCUCAAGGCUCAAACACAUUGUUAUAUAGUCCCGGGUUAGAGCCUAUUAUGCAUUUGGAUCAGGUAGGUUUUAGGGCUUUAUAUUGGAACAUAUUUACUUUAACUUAUAGUUGGCAAUUCGUUAAAAAAGAUAGUCAAAAAAGUCUUGUCGUAAAUUUACAAACGUUUUAAUGUUAAAAAACGGCGAGACAUUUUUUUGUAAUUUGAAGCUUUAUACCAUUCACUAGUACACUACCUGUACUCAGUUGACUCCCCCAGGUUCUUCAGUAACGUACUUUAGUAUACUAUAUAAAACAACCUUUACAGGUCACCUUCGACGAGACCAUCUUUGACAUGAACAAGAAAAACUCGUUCUUGGUCGAGUUCUAUGCUGAUUGGUGUGGUCAUUGUCGUGCCUUUGCACCAUAUUUUAAAGAAUUUGCAUCGUUAGUCUCAAACUGGAAUGAAGUUACGAUCGUGGCUGCUAUCAACUGUGCCGACAGCUUUAACGCUGACAUUUGUCGAAAGAAUGGUAUCACUUACUUCCCUAUGGUUAAGGUGGGUUAUUGUUACAUAAAGAAUUGUAAUAAUAUUAUGAUAUUGUCUUAUGACACAAAAGAGCUGAGGAUAUGGUAUGGUAGAGUAGAGUAGGGUGGGUAGGAUAAGGUAGAAUGUAAAAUAAAACCAGGCGUGAAUACAAUAUACUCUUACAGUACUUUCCCCGAGUAGCCUCAAACUACGCUGAAGGACAGUUACUAGACCCAUCUCAUUCAGCCACCAAUCUUAGAGAUCAACUGGCUUCAAAAGUCACCAAUGAAUACAGUGUACGACGCUAUCCGGAAUGGCCCAACUUUAGUUAUGUUGAUGUUACUGGGUAUGUCAUUUUUAAACCUCGCAAACCACCUCUUCCUCAAUUUUUUACAAGGCUAAUAUGAGCUUGUUCAAGUAAUUCCUGUCCUCUCUUUUAGCAAUUUUUUUUGAAGCUGAAGGGCACAAAAUUAUUUGAACAAAAGUAAUAUAUUAAUAUUGAACUUGAUCCCCCAUGUUAACGUUAAAUUUUUUUUUCAAAAUCCGUUAAAAAUCUUUGACCCCCCCUCCCCCUAUCCACAAUUUCCACCCCACCCACUCCCAAUGCUGAUUUUACCCAAAUUUUUAAAAAUAAUUCCAAAUCUUUUAGCAACACCAAAUUCGAAGACCUUUGGAAUGGAGUUUUGCCUCAGGCCAAGUAUAUGACAAUUGUAUUCGAGCAGUACGACAGUGUAGCCGCUCAAGCCAUGUUGGACCUAUGGCCGUACCGGAACCACGUUGGCGUCCGCCGUGCCAUGGGUAAUUCGCCGUUAGUUCAAAUGCUACACAUUGCCAACUUCCCUUAUGUGGCUUUGUUCAAGCGAGGGAAUCAGCAGAGCAUCUUUAUGAGCCCGUAAGUAUCUUUUACUAUUAUACUAAAUCAUGAGUAUCUUUACUACGAUAUCUUUGUAAUAUAAUUCUCUAGCCCAACCUACACUAAUAUAAAGUUUAUAUUAGAUUUUUCAAAUAAUUCUAAGCCCUCAACCCAAAAUUUCGCUUUGUGAGGGGGCACAGAAUUAAUUAAACAAAUAAAAACAAUUUUGAAUAAUUUUACAUUGUUAUACCCAUGUGAUUUACAAAUUUCAGGUACGGCUACACCACCCUACAAGACAUCAUGGCCCGAGCCGAUCCAAACGAACGUGUCACUCGCCCUCCAGUCAUCACAACCACAACUCCAAAGCCCGAAAACCUUGUGAAUUGUGAAAAGAAUCCAGAAAAGUGUCAGACAAUGUACUUCGCAUCGGAAACGGACAUGCUGAAGGCUAUGCGACAAGCCCUGGUCGAUGAAAUCAUUCGAACCAACGACUUUGUCAAUGGCCAAAACUUUACAAAUUUACAGAACUUCGUUGGGCUUUUGGCUGAUGUAAGUUUUGGAAAGAAUAAAUUAGGUUUUCAAAUAAUUCUGUGCCUCCUAGUAUCAAAAAUUUUCUUUGAGAGGCAGCACAGAAUUAUUUGAACAACGUAAUACCAAACCUAACGAAAAUACUCUUUAAAGUACAGAUGUCCAUGUACUAACGGUAACACUGAUUUAGUACUGUAUGGUACCACGUACCAUUUUUUAAAACCCGUUUUUUUAUGUUUUCAUAUAUUGAAACGCCAUUACCUUUAAUCUUUGUGAAAAAAUCUUUCUUUUCAGCAUUUCCCCACAGUAUCGUACGCUAACGGUCUUCAACGCCGAGCUCUUAAACGAUCAACAAGUGUGGUAGGUUCACAUUAUUAGUUUCGUUUCCACGUACCUCUUUAGUAUGAAACUCAAAGGUCUGGUCUAAACCUGUCCUUAUAAACAGGGUGUCGCACUAAAGAGAAUUUAAUUUAACUAUUAGUUGCACCAAAAGUAGUGAGGCACAUUUUAGUUAAAAAAUAAAUAAAAAUUGUCCCGCUACUUUUGGUUCAAUAGUUUUUUUCGAAUUUCCAAAAUUUUUAAGAACCCAGCUUUAAAAAAAUAAAACGAACCUUUUUUAAUAAAACCAUAACUACGUUAACAUAAUAUGAAUAAUGUCACUUUUCAGUCCCUGAAAAAAAGCGCAGCGGCCAAAGAAAUCUUUGAUCAGUUGAGGAAGAUGCUUGACACCAAACCAGGAAAGAUCUCCAUCAAAGAAUGGAAAACAACUUUUGAAGGACUUGAAGUAAGUUUUUUUACUUUACAUCACCUAUACUAAUGUGAUAAGUAUAAUAUGCAAAAGCUAUUGUACUGACCACAUCAGUAUAACCUUCAAAAAGUCGUCAGGUACCGAAUUUUUGUAAAAUUUUCUUCAAUUUUUAAAUGCCCCUCCAACAUAAAAAUAAAAAAUCAGGACCGCUACGGAAAACCAUUCCCAACCGACUCAGAUUGGCAGCAUUGCCGUGGUAGCACUGGCCAAUACAGAGGUUACACUUGUGGACUGUGGACGACAUUCCAUACAUUGACAAUCCACACCUACAUGGACACUAUCAAAGGUAAUUUUGCAAAUCUUUCGUUUCCAACUCUUAAACUCAUUAGAACCAACAUUAAACGCCAUAACAUUACAAACGGCAUUACUUUAAUAACAUUACACAUCAUGUACAACAUUUGCAGCUCAAAAGCAUUAUCUUAUUAUAAGUAACACACUUCAAGUUUAAAAGUUCAUUAAUUUCAGCCAAAGGCUUAAAGCCAAUAACUCCAUUGAAACACAUUCAAGGCUGGGUGAACUCAUUCUUCGGAUGUGAAGACUGUAAACAACAUUUCAUGCAAAUGACAACCGAAAAGUUCCCCAUGACCGAAGAUCGGGUAGGUCUUUUUUUGUGCAAAAAAAAUUUUUAAAAAAUAAAAAUUUUUAGAUUAAAGGUACACUGAGGUUGUUUAUAACUAAUUUUUCAAAAAUUUAAAAUUUUUUUGGAAGUUAAACUUAAGAAACAUGUAAACUAUAAAAUAAUGUACCUGCUCAGCAAUUUUUGUAGAUACAUAUCAAAGUUACAGCUCGCCAAGGUCAAAAAAUCUUUCUUUUCAGCUAUUUUUUUCCAAGCGGAUCCGAACUUUUUUAGUUUUUCAAACUUUUAAACGGGUGUAACUUUUUUGUAUAUUGAAAUAUUAACAUGAAAUUUUGAAAAUAUCUACAUUAUUUUAUGCUUCAUAAAACGAAGUUUAUAAAUCUUCAAAAAAUUUAAACUUAAUUUUACUUAGCUGUCGGCCUAAAAUUUCAAAAAAAUAACCACCUCUUCCCUCCCAAAUUAAACUAAAAUUUUAGGUAAAACACUCACACGACAUGUUCAUGUACCUAUGGCGUGCCCACAACAUUGUCAACAACCGUCUUCACGGUGAUUCGACCGAAGAUCCUCAAUUCCUCAAAUAUCAAUUCCCACCGUUCUUCCUUUGUCCAACGUGCCACGCUGGAGGACAAUUCAGUCGACGAAAAGUCAGGAACUUCCUUCUUCGAUACUACGUCAACAUUCGACCUUAUCAUAGGGUUCAUUAG
Messenger RNA from Bursaphelenchus okinawaensis, 4061 nucleotides. The record is from the annotation of a GenBank genome assembly. NCBI's taxonomy places the organism in Eukaryota, Metazoa, Nematoda, Chromadorea, Rhabditida, Aphelenchoididae.